Molecule: messenger RNA, 5152 nt
Organism: Sesamum indicum (sesame)
Lineage: Eukaryota; Viridiplantae; Streptophyta; Magnoliopsida; Lamiales; Pedaliaceae
Source: RefSeq, a predicted model, not a curated record
CACACACACAUUAUUACAUACACAUUACAUUCACUUGCACUCUCUCUCUCUCAAAGCGUUUUAUCUUCCUCGCUUGUCAGCUACGAUACUCUCAAUUUGCGUUUUCACAGAGAGAGAGAGAGAGAGAGAGGCUGUACUCUUUCUCGAGGAAGGAGAGAGAGAAAGCACACUGUGACAGCAGCUCCUUCAUGCCAUUCUCUUCCCUCUUCUCUCUUUCUCUCUCUACAUUACUUACAGACCACCAAAAUUUUCAAGCUGAAUGAAACAAUUCUUGAUGUCCUCUCCCUGAAUCUAAGAAAAGGACGCUGCUGUUAGCUUUUGCCUGUGUCGGAUCUGAAGAGAAAACCUUUGAAUUACAGCAAAGCUGGCGGCAACACUGGGUUGGAGGGUUGCUUCUGCCAAUGGCAGUACCAUUCCCCCCAAUGACUUGGAAAGAAACGGGGAAGCUAGAUCUCAUGACCCAGAGCCUCCAACACCCCAUGCACUCAUGAAAUUGAGUUCAAGGGAUAGGAGUAGCAUGGAGGACCCUGAUGGGACAUUAGCAAGUGUUGCUCAAUGCAUUGAGCAAUUGCGACAGAGUUCCUCAUCAUCACAAGAAAAAGAGAAUUCCUUGAGGCAAUUACUUGAGCUAAUUAAUACGCGAGAAAAUGCUUUUGGUGCAGUUGGAUCACAUUCCCAAGCAGUUCCAGUACUUGUGUCUCUUCUUCGGUCUGGAUCCUUUGGGAUAAAGAUACAGGCUGCUACUGUUUUAGGUUCUCUAUGCAAAGAGAAUGAAUUGCGGGUCAAAGUAUUACUUGGAGGUUGCAUUCCCCCAUUGCUUGGUCUUCUCAAGUCAAACUCAGCAGAAGGCCAAAUUGCUGCAGCAAAAACCAUUUAUGCGGUGUCUCAAGGUGGUGCUAAAGAUCAUGUUGGCUCAAAAAUUUUUUCAACAGAAGGAGUUGUUCCUGUAUUGUGGGAACAAUUAGAGAAGGGACUUAAGGCUGGAAAUGUGGUUGAUGACUUACUGACGGGAGCUUUGCGGAAUCUCUCUAGCAGCACUGAGGGAUUUUGGCCCGCAACAAUUCAAGCUGGAGGAGUUGAUAUACUAGUCAAGUUGCUAAUAACAGGCCAAUCAAGUACUCAGGCGAAUGUAUGCUUUCUCUUGGCAUGCAUGAUGAUGGAGGAUGCCUCUGUUUGUUCUAAGAUCUUGGCUGCAGAAGCUACUAAACUACUCCUUAAACUACUUGGACCUGGCAAUGAAGCUUCUGUUAGAGCAGAAGCUGCAGGUGCUCUUAAAUCUCUUUCCGCACAGUGCAAAGAAGCAAGGCGGGAGAUUGCUAAUGCCAAUGGUAUUCCUGUUCUGAUAAACGCUACAAUAGCUCCUUCAAAAGAGUUCAUGCAGGGUGAGUUUGCCCAAGCUUUGCAAGAGAAUGCGAUGUGUGCUCUUGCAAACAUAUCUGGUGGCUUGUCAUAUGUCAUCUCUAGUCUUGGUCAAAGCCUUGAAUCGUGUACCUCUCCUGCACAAGUAGCUGACACAUUAGGAGCAUUAGCUUCCGCUCUGAUGAUAUAUGACAGUAAAGCAGAAUAUGCAAGAGCAUCCGAUCCCACGGAGGUAGAGAAUACGUUGGUACAGCAGUUCAAACCUCGAGUACCGUUUCUGGUCCAGGAGCGUACUAUAGAAGCCCUUGCCAGUCUGUAUGGGAAUGGAAUACUAGCAAGCAAGCUUGCAGAUUCUGAUGCAAAAAGACUGCUUGUUGGUUUGAUAACGAUGGCAACCAAUGAAGUUCAGGAAGAGUUAAUAAGAUCCCUUCUUGUUCUCUGCAACAAUCAAGGUACUUUGUGGCAGGCCCUCCAAGGUCGUGAGGGGAUUCAGCUUUUGAUAUCUCUUCUUGGUCUUUCGUCGGAGCAGCAGCAAGAGUGUGCUGUUGCAUUACUUUGCCUCCUAUCACAUGAAAAUGAUGAAAGUAAGUGGGCAAUUACUGCUGCUGGUGGCAUUCCUCCACUUGUUCAAAUUCUCGAAACUGGGUCAGCAAAAGCUAAAGAAGAUUCUGCAACGAUCCUUGGAAAUCUCUGUAAUCAUAGUGAGGAUAUACGUGCCUGUGUUGAAAGUGCUGAUGCUGUCCCAGCUUUACUCUGGCUGCUGAAGAAUGGGAGCCCCAAUGGAAAGGAAAUUGCUGCGAAGACAUUGAAUCAUUUGAUUCACAAGUCUGAUACAGCAACCAUCAGCCAACUAACUGCAUUAUUGGUCAGUGAUUUGCCUGAAUCCAAAGUUUAUGUCUUAGAUGCAUUAAAAAGUUUGCUCUGUGUGGCCCCUUUAAGUGAUAUGGUACGUGAAGGUAGUGCAGCAAAUGAUGCAAUUGAGACAAUGAUAAAAAUAUUAAGCUCUACUAAGGAAGAGACUCAGGCAAAGUCUGCACUGGCUCUUGCUGGAAUUUUUGAUCUCAGAAAGGACUUGCGUGAAACUAACAUUGCUGUUAAGACUCUUUGGUCAGUCCUGAAGCUACUAAAUGUUGGAUCUGAAAAUAUCUUGGUGGAAGCUUCUCGGUGCCUUGCUGCUAUCUUUCUCUCAGUUAAAGAGAACCGUGAUGUUGCUACUGUUGCCAGAGAUGCUUUGCCUUUGUUGGUGGUGCUUGCUAACUCUUCAGUAUUGCAGGUGGCAGAGCAAGCAGUUUGUGCUUUAGCCAAUCUCCUUUUAGAUAGUGAAGCUUCAGGAAAAGCUAUCACGGAAGAAAUUAUUUUACCUGCCACAAGAGUUUUGCGUGAAGGCUCAAAUGUUGGAAAGACACAUGCCGCAGCAGCAAUUGCCCGGCUUCUCCAUUCUCGCAAAAUUGAUUCUGCUUUAACUGAUUGUGUAAAUCGUACUGGAACUGUACUUGCUAUAGUUUCUUUCCUGGAAGCUGCUGAUGGAUCUGUUGCUACAUCAGAGGCACUAGAUGCACUGGCUCUCCUCUCGAGUUCUGUUGAAGAUAUAGGACACGUAAAACCUGCUUGGACGGUUCUUGCUGAAUAUCCAAGUAGCAUUACCCCAAUAGUUUCAUGUAUUGCUGAUGCCACACCACUGUUGCAGGAUAAGGCUAUAGAAAUCUUAUCACGUCUCUCCCGCGCUCAACCCCUAAUUCUUGGAAACACAGUUGCCUGUGCCACUGGAUGCAUUUCAUCUAUUGCACAAAGGGUAAUCAGCUCCUCAAAUAUAAGGGUUAAAAUUGGAGGAACCGCACUUCUUGUUUGUGCUGCAAAAGUUGAUCAUCAAAGAGCAGUUGAAGAUUUAAAUGGAUCUAACUUGUGUGCUUCACUCAUCCAUUCUCUUGUUGGAAUGUUGACUUCUGCAGAGUCUUCUCAAGUUGGCGAUCAGGGUAACAAGGAUGUCAUAAGCAUCUCCCGGAUAACUGAAGAAGAAGCAAGUGAACAUGACUUGGAGAGAAGUACAUCAGUCAUCAGUGGUGCCAAUAUAGCUAUAUGGCUUCUUUCUGUCCUUGCUAGUCGUGAUGAUAAAAGUAAACUCGAGAUCAUGGAGGCUGGUUCAAUUGAAGUUCUUACUGACAAGAUUUCUCAGUCCUUUUCACAGUUUACACUGGCUGAUUAUAAAGAAGAUAGCAGCAUAUGGAUUUGUGCCUUGUUGUUAGCAAUCUUAUUACAAGAUAGAGAUAUCAUACGUGCACCUGCAACUAUGAAAGCAAUUCCUGUACUGGCUAGUUUGUUGAGGUCAGAGGAGGGAGCAAACAGAUAUUUUGCUGCCCAAGCCGUGGCCAGUCUUGUCUGUAAUGGUAGCAGAGGAACUCUUCUGUCUGUGGCAAAUUCAGGGGCAGCAGCAGGGCUGAUUUCCUUGCUUGGCUGUGCUGAUGAUGACAUACAUGACCUUCUAGAAUUGGCUGAGGAGUUUUCUUUGGUUCAAUAUCCUGAUCAAGUAGCCCUUGAGAGAUUAUUUAGGGUUGAUGACAUCAGACUUGGUGCAACUUCGAGGAAAGCUAUACCAGCUCUUGUUGAUUUGCUUAAACCUAUUCCAGAUCGCCCUGGUGCGCCUUUUCUUGCUCUGGGACUUUUAAUCCAGCUUGCUACAGAUUGCCCUUCUAAUCAAAUCGUUAUGGUAGAGUCAGGGGCCCUGGAAGGGUUGACAAAGUAUCUUUCUCUUAGCCCCCAGGAUGCGUAUGAAGAAGCUGCUACGGACUUACUAGGCAUUCUGUUUAGUACAGCUGAGAUAAGGAGACAUGAGUCUGCAUUUGGUGCUGUCACUCAACUUGUAGCCGUUUUGCGUUUGGAGAAGGAGCAACAUGCUGCUAUUGCUGCAUUGGUUAGAUUGCUGAAUGAGAACCCAUCACGGGCCCUUGCAGUUGCUGAUGUUGAGAUGAAUGCCGUUGACGUGCUAUGCAGGAUUCUCUCAUCGAAUUACUCAAUGGAGCUGAAGGGGGAUGCUGCUGAGUUGUGCUGUGUACUUUUUGGCAACACGAGAAUAAGAUCUACUCUAGCAGCGGCCCGCUGUGUUGAGCCUUUAGUUUCUCUGCUUGUUACCGAGUAUAGUCCAGCACACCAUUCCGUUGUCCGUGCAUUAGAUAAACUCCUAGAUGAUGAACAGCUGGCAGAACUUGUUGCUGCACAUGGUGCUGUCAUCCCUCUUGUGGGUCUUCUCUAUGGUCGGAAUUAUUUGCUCCAAGAAGCUAUAUCGAGAGCUCUCGUUAAGUUGGGUAAAGACAGGCCUGCCUGUAAGAUGGAAAUGGUGAAAGCUGGAGUGAUUGAAAGCGUGCUUGAUAUACUUCAUGAAGCACCAGAUUUCCUUUGUGCUGCUUUUGCUGAGUUGCUCAGAAUACUAACAAACAAUGCAACCAUUGCGAAAGGUCCAUCAGCAGCAAAAGUGGUUGAGCCUCUGUUCCUGUUACUGACGAGACCGGAGUUCGGGCCUGAUGGACAACAUAGUGCAUUGCAGGUUCUUGUGAAUAUUUUAGAGCAUCCACAGUGUCGCUCUGAUUAUACCCUCACAUCUCGGCAAGCCAUAGAACCCCUUUUAUCCUUGCUCGACUCUCCUGCUUCAGCAGUGCAACAGUUGGCGGCUGAGCUUCUGUCCCACCUGCUUUUGGAGGAGCAUCUUCAGAGAGAUUCCCUGAUACAGCAAGUUGCUUCGUUCAGGAACAGAGGCCACAGUUAUUGGUGCACUAAAUGCUCUUCUGGUGUUGGAGAGUGA